Molecule: messenger RNA, 4203 nt
Organism: Fonticula alba
Lineage: Eukaryota; Rotosphaerida; Fonticulaceae
Exons: 8
Coding region: 1-4203 (1400 amino acids)
Source: RefSeq, a predicted model, not a curated record
AUGUCAUCCACGGCGCCACUGUUCGCCCCGCUGGACGGUGACCGUGCGGCCGAGGCGCCUCUCCCCGACUCGCUGGCUGACCGCGAGUCGGUGCGCAAGCUGCUGGCCAUACUGGACCAGGCAGUGGCCGGCUGUGACGGCGCUCUGGAGGCCACCCUCAAACAAGCCACCCGGGACCCGCUGUCGACCUCGGUCACGGCGAGCAGCGCAUCGGCUGGCGGAUCGAAGCUCUUCGGGCAGGCCAUCGGCCGGGACCUGGACGCCAUCUCCGCCGGCAAUGUCCUGUCCCUGGGCGCACGGACGCUCACCCGUGCCAGCUCGCGCCUGGAGUCGCUCCUGGACUCGGAUGCCCCGCGGUUGGUGAACCUGUUGGACGCCAGCGCCACCUUGGCGGAAGGGGUUAGCGCCAAUGUGCGCGAGCUCGACGCCAAGCAGGCCCGCGUCCAAGCGGCCCUCGAGCGCGUGGACAUCCUGCUGGACAUCCAGAACACCAUGAGUUUCCUGUGCGACGCCCUCAAAAAUGACAACCCCGCCACGGCCAGCAUCUACGUCAGCCAGCUGAUGAGCUGGCGCGUGCGUGGCCAGGCGCUGGCCCUGGGCCAGGGCCCGGUGGGCUCGGGCCGCUCGACGCGCACCGGCCUGGCCCCCCUUGGCGAUGGCUCGCCCAUGAUCCAAUCGGCCGCGGCCUUUCUCUCCUCGUCCAACGCCGGGGCCGCAUCUCACGCCCUGGCGGCCACCAGUGCCUUGGAUGCCCUUCAAAGCAUGGCUCUUGGUCGGCCGGAGUCCGUGCAGGCGGCGCGCUUGCAUUUGGCCGCCGGGCCAGCCCCGGGCCAGUGCGCGGUGGCUUGGCUGCUGAUGGUUCGCCACUGGCUGGCCUGCACCAGCUGGGCGGAAUUUCGCCGGAACUGUCCCUCCUUCCGGGCCGUGUGCGCCGCCCUCGGGGUCACCCUGGCACAUGCCCAAUCUCUGGCCGCCCGGCAGGCCCUGCUGGCGACGACGUCCCCGCGUGCCGGCCGCCCGGGCGCCGCCUCGCGCUCUGACCCGCCCCUCGGGGCGGCCGACUUGGCCGCCGAGUACAUCCGCGUGCUGUCGCACUUCGAUCGGGUGUACCGCUUCCAGGAGGCGGCCUUUUUGGAGGCCGAAAAGUCGACACACCCGCUGCUCGGGGACUUCGAGCGCGAGCGUGCCGCCAUCAAGUGCCUCUCUUCGCUUGGAGGGUAUGACGCCCGCAGGGCGGUGCAGGCAUUUGCCCUGUCGGUCGGCGGCCGGGUCGCCUGCUUGCCGGCCGUGGCAUCGCUCAUCUCCAACCCCGGGGAUACGCUCCUGCCGUCCGGCGGCUCGGGCGUCACCACCACCGGUGCCACCGGGCCAGGCCAUGUCAGCGAGAAGAUCACCCGCGCUCUGGAGGAGGUGGCCCAGUUCCUGGACGCCGCGGUCCCCUGGACCGAGUCCCAUCUGUCCAGCGGGCUGAUUGGCUCGGGGGUGUGGAUUUGCUGCGACUUCACCCAGCGCGUGGUGGACUUCGCCGCCACGCAGGCCUUCCAUCUGUUGCAAACGGCCUAUCAAAACCCACUGGACAUCGACGGGACUUCGGCUCGUACCUUGGACCAGCACUCCUCGGCGGUGGCUGCCUGCCUGCGACCCAUUCGCCUGUAUCAACGGUUCCUGGAACGCACGCUCGGCGGGUCCUAUAGCUCGCUGCAGUCCGCACACCAGGAGUUCCAGGCCUGGAUCAACAGCCAGCCCGGUGACGAGGAUUCAGCAGCCUCGGGUGCUGAUCCUUGGGACAUGGUCAAAUCCCCGGGGCUCGGCCUGACCGACCCUGACCCCGGUGAGGCAGCCGGCCGGGCAUCGAUCGAUCGACGUGAGGCUCCUGGCCACCUGCCAGGCAGCCUGCCCGACGAACUGGCCCUCUUCGAGGUGGAGGAGCUGGUCCAGGGGCAACCACUGCCACGGAUGCUGGCUGUGGCCGGGCUCCCGGCCAGCCGGGUCUGCCCGUUGGAGCGCCUGCACCCGUCCUCUCGAGGCCCCGGCGCUGCCAUGGGGCCCGGGCCGGAUGGGCGCCGAGCUGAGGCCUGCUUGUGUGUCCUCGGCGCCGAGCAGCUGGCUGCACGCCUGCAACAGCCGCCGCCCCAGCAGCCGGCCCUGGCUCCCGGCUACCAGGCCCUCUUCGGCCGGCAACUGGAUGAUCUCUUCCCUCUGGGCCAUGGGGUUCACAAGUCCCUGAGCGCCGGGAGCUUGGCGCGCUUCCUUCGCCGAGCCAUCGGCCUGGCCCGGCUGCCCAUCGCCAAUCUCUACAUCCAACGGGAGCAGGCAUACCUGGCUCGGGGCCUGGCGGCGGCGGUGCGCUUGGACCCCCUCUUCGCGGCGCAGAUCGGCUCGUCGGCCUCCGCCAGUGCGGCGGCGGUGGCUGCUUCGUCCUCCUCGUCGGCCGCUGUGGCCGCUGUGGCUGCCAUGGCCGGCCACUCCGGCUCCUCGGCCUCCUCCACGUCCACCCUGUCUUUGAGUCACUUUGGUGCGGGGAUCUCCCUUGCCGGGGCCAUGGGAUCCGCCGGCGGGUCGGUGGCCGACGAUCCGACCGAGAUUUCGGUCCCCUCGCCGACCAAUGACGCGGCGGCCCUGGCCACCAUCUUGGCCUCGGAGGCGCAAUUCCUCGGAGGCGGGGCCGGCUCCGGCGCCAGCGCCAGUGCCCCGCGGUCUCCGUCGACUCGGACCCCGGGCCAUGGGGCCCCUUCGGCGCCGGGCGCCGGGCCUCGGCGGGCCCUGGCCACCGGGUAUUUUGCGGCGCUCUUCGGCGGCCCGGCGGCCGGUACUGCGGCCGAUCCACUGCCCGGGCAUCCGGCCGGCGAUGCCCUGCACAAUCCCACCCGCUACCACUCCCCCUCGGUGGAUGAUGCCUUCUAUGUCCUGCAAACGGCCCUGCGCCGCGCCAUCCGCAUGACGCGUCACACCGAUGCCUCCGGGGCGGUGAUUCUAUCGGCGGCCGAGGCCCUUGAGGCGCCGGCCAUCUCGGCGGGCAUCACGGCCCCCUCCUCCCUGCCCGGAGGAACUGCCUCGACGGCCGCCUCCAGCGCCAGCUUCGUGACUGCCCUGCACUCGGCCACCAACAGUGCUCUGGCGCGCGCCAGUGCCCUGGCCCGGGCCGUGCCCUCGGCCACGGCGGCUCCCUGCCAGCAAACCAAGUGCUCACUGUCCGACGUGUCGCAGUCGCUGCUUGCCGAGACCGGGCUCUCUUCGCGCAUGCCCGGUGGUGGCCUCAUGGUUUGGGCGAUGCUGGUCAUCAACAACAUCCACCUGUCGGCGCAGUACACCGAGCGCCUGCGUGGCGAAGUGGCACACUAUGUCAGCGAGAGCUUCCCAGUCAAUGUGCCAGCCGCCGCCGAGGCUGACCUGGCCCUGAGCACGCACGUUGGGUCCCUCAGCGAGAACCAGAUGGAACGCGAGAAGAUCGAGCAGUGCCUUGUUAGCCUGGACCCACGGCCCAUUGUCCGGUCGGUGGAUGACCUGCUCCUGCGCUUGACUCGUGCCUCGCAGGCUGAGAAGCGCCUCUCCCGCCUGAUCCGCUACUCGGCCUCCUACUCGCUGGUGUCGAUCCUGGCCGCCGGCGUGCCGACUACCCCAUCGGAUUCGCCGAUCCUCGGCUCACGCGACUCCUAUGACAGUCCGCACAUGUUUGAUGAGACCAGCGACUUUGGCUUUGCCCGAAGCGUCUGCGAUUCGGUGGCCCACAUCGCGGAGUUCUUCAAGCACGUGCACUUGUGUCUAGCGCCAAUCAUUUCGCGCGCCAUCGAGUCGAUCCUCGAGCCGGAGGUGGCUUUCUCCACGGUGGCCGCGCUGAACCGCCAUCUCGAGGCGUCGCAGCGCCUGCACCUUCGAUGGGGGUCCUUUUCCCCGGAAAUUGGCUGGACCCCUGGCUCGGCCGUGCGCAUGGCCGGGUCCCUGGACCAGGUGGACAAUUUCCUCCACUCCAUUGCACCGCCCUCCGGUGCCUUGGGCUGGGCCGGUGGCGCGGACUCCGACGCCCUGCAUGACCUCGGCUCUAGCCAUCUAUCCCGGCCGAAGCGCAUUGUCCGCAUCCUCGAAUGCUCCACCCUCAAGGAGGCUCGCUACAUCGGCCAGGCAUCUGCCCCCUCGAUUGACGCGUCGAAGCGCGAGUCUGGCCUGGACAUCGAGCGUGUGUGGAGCUGGGUGUCGCGUGUGUGA